AAAAAUUGCAUAUAAAACAGAUUAUUGUAAUUAUGAUUUUCCAUAUUUUAUGAUUUAAUGUAUGUGGGACAUGUGGGAUGAAUUGUUGAUUAAGAGAUGUAUUUGAAAUGUAACACAUUUGAGCUAUAUACUUAUCACUAAUCUAAAGAAUAAGAAGACAUGACCAUAGGAAGGGUUGGUUUAUUGGUUUCUACUAACCAUCUGAGGGAAAAGCUAGCAUCUGUAUGGAGACAAAACAGACUGGGUAAAGAUUUACGAGUCCUUGAUUCAUCGUAUGAUUUUGAUGAUGACAAAACAGACGGAUAUAAAGAUUUCUAUAAACAGGGCCACAUACCAUCCUCAGUAUAUUUUAAUCCACAGAAUUGUUCAAAGAGCACUGCACUAAUUCCAUUUGACUUGCCGGACCCUCAUUGCUUCACAGAUUAUAUACAGAGUCUUGGUGUUUCACCAGAUACACAUGUUGUAUUAUAUGACAGACUCAAUUCUGAUGCUGCUCUCAGAGCUUGGUGGCUUCUCAGGUUGUAUGGCCACAGAAACACAUCAGUAUUAGAUGGAGGACUCAGGAAAUGGGUGAGAGAUGGUUAUCCUGUUACUACAGAGGAACCAGCUGUAGAGAGAGGUGAUUUCAAAUCCAGACUUGAUAAUUCAUUGAUGAAGAACUACCACCAUAUGAAGGACAGUGUGAAUUCACAGAAAGAGGAAAUAAUUGAUGCCCGUGGUCCAGGUGCAUUUAAUAAAGUAAUACAGACAGGUAAAGGUGAAAUAAAGAACUUUAUUCCAGGUGCUAAAAAUAUACCAUAUAGAUCAUUGUUUAAUGAAGAUGGAACCUUUAAAGCUGUAGAUGAAAUUAAGGAAUUAUUUAACAAACAAAAUGUUGAUUUAAGUCGUCCAUUGAUAGCAAUGUGUUACAGAGGAAUAACCGGCUGUGCUUUGUCUGCUGCAGCUGAACUUCUAGGCAAACAUGAUACACCUCUAUAUUAUGGUUCAUGGAAAGAAUGGAGUGGAAGAAUGGCUGAGUAACAAGAACAUUGCUGUAUAUUCAUAAAAACCUAUGAAGAUUAUUCACCCAUAGCAUUAUAAGCAUAUCAACUACGUAAUUUUUACGAAUUUCAUACUUUGAAAAAUUUGAUUUUACUACAUGUAUAUGAAUAUCAUAUUAACCUAGAAAUAUGUUUUAAUCUGUGUGAUUUUGUUAUAACUUGUAGAUUAUAUUUUGUAUUUGGUGAUAUAUUUGAUUAUUAAACUAAUAUACAAGUCC
Molecule: messenger RNA, 1258 nt
Organism: Mytilus californianus (California mussel)
Lineage: Eukaryota; Metazoa; Mollusca; Bivalvia; Mytilida; Mytilidae
Product: thiosulfate sulfurtransferase-like
Exons: 8
Coding region: 160-1020 (286 amino acids)
Biological process (GO): transsulfuration
Cellular component (GO): mitochondrion
Molecular function (GO): thiosulfate-cyanide sulfurtransferase activity
Source: RefSeq, a predicted model, not a curated record